AUGCCCAAACUUGUAAUAAUUACAGGAACCUCGGGAUGUGGUAAAUCGACCUUGAUCAAACGAAUUCUCCACUACAAAAAUAUUUCACUCUCUGUUUCUCACACAACGCGUGAGAAGCGGCCUGGUGAAAACAACCACGUAGACUACCAUUUUAUCACAAAAGAAGAAUUCGUAAGAAUGAACAGUUUAAACGAAUUUUACGAGACGACCUUUUAUGACAAUCACUACUACGGUACAGCCAAAUCAGAGUUAAAUAAGAACGAGUACAUUGUUAUCGACUGUGAUAGAAUAGGUGCAGCGAAGUUUAAUGAGUUUGACAAUGUUAAGAUAUUCUGUUAUAACACUAAGGAUGUUUUAUACGAACGAUUGAUGAAGCGGUACGAUGACAAGGAAAAAGCCGAGAAGAGAUUGCAGAGUUAUGAAAUAGACAUGAAGACAUACAGAGAAGGAAGUUAUAGUUACAGUAUUUUCACCGAUGAGAUAGAAAGGAAUGUUCGGGAAUUAGAAGCAGUUAUCUUUGGUUGAGAUGAUCCAAAUUGGUUUAGAUUCGAUUUUAUGUGUGAAGAGCUAUCAUUUCUAUGAAUAUGAAUGAUACCGGUUUUGUUCAUUUACAAACAAUGAUUAAUUAAAACUGUGCUGUGAAUAGCUG
Messenger RNA from Vavraia culicis subsp. floridensis, 649 nucleotides. RefSeq lists its product as uncharacterized. The record is from RefSeq and is a predicted model, not a curated record. The transcript has a single exon. The coding region runs from base 1 to 525 and encodes 174 amino acids. NCBI's taxonomy places the organism in Eukaryota, Fungi, Microsporidia, Pleistophoridae. Gene Ontology annotation, molecular function: GMP kinase activity. Gene Ontology annotation, cellular component: cytosol.